Messenger RNA from Anopheles darlingi, 740 nucleotides. RefSeq lists its product as uncharacterized. The record is from RefSeq and is a predicted model, not a curated record. The transcript has 2 exons. NCBI's taxonomy places the organism in Eukaryota, Metazoa, Arthropoda, Insecta, Diptera, Culicidae. The coding region runs from base 21 to 647 and encodes 208 amino acids.
UGUGUCUGUUGGAGAAGAAAAUGUCGUAUUUGGAAGUCCAGCGGAAAGACAUCGCCCCUCACACAGCAAGAAUUGCAGCGAGUGAAUAUAGUUAUUGUAGUCGGAAAAUAAUGCUGCACUAUCAAAGAUCAAUGUUGCUAAGGGGCGGUUUUGUUUGUGUGCUUCUGGUGCUUGGAGCGGUAGUAAACCCUGUAGCCGCCGAGAAGGAAGCUAGUGAGGGAUUUUUCGCCCAAUUGUGGGAUUCUAUCUUUGGAUCGAAGUCAGACGAAACUUCCAAGAAUGGCACAGUAUCUUACGUCCCUACUGAGAAGAAUGAAUCCAACGUUCCAGAACCAUUAAAUGGAGCAUCAGUUCGCCUAAACGAAUCGACUAGUACAGAAACGAUAACUACCGUGCUUACAAAGGAUUCAGUUGAACAUCCGAAGGUGACAUUACCACCAGAUGACAAAAUCGUCUCUACAGCUGCUGGCAACGAUAAAGAUGUAUCAAAUGCGACCAUCAAGGAAAGCAACAGCACGACUAUAGAUCCAAAACUAACCGAUUAUACGACAGAGAAAAGUGUCACCCCGAUUGUAGAAAUGGACUCCACUAAGUCUGCUACCCAGUCGGGAUCGACUACGACUCCAUCGGCCAAAUCGGGCAUAUGAGAUUUGCAAAAGAGUUGAUUUCUAUUGGACUUUUUGAUAAUCGCACAACGACAUUUUGUUCUGCACUAAAAAUAAAAAAUAGCCACCAACGAU